Striga hermonthica is the source of this 1836-nucleotide messenger RNA. The record is from the annotation of a GenBank genome assembly. NCBI's taxonomy places the organism in Eukaryota, Viridiplantae, Streptophyta, Magnoliopsida, Lamiales, Orobanchaceae.
AUGGAGACCCCCUAUAAAAUCUCGCCACAUCACUUUCCCCGAAGAAAAUCAAGUGGCGAAUCAGUCGUCGCGACCUUGCAAAUGGCGCCUAAAGCUUCGAAAACCGUCAAAAUUCCGGCGGCCGUCGCCGCCAGCAAGCCCGACGCCACCCCAAUCGAAGAUUUCCGCCCUGAACUCAAAAAGAAUAAUAUCGGUUUAUCCCGAAGCUCUUAUUCCGGCGACGGCGAGGUUAAAGUUCUUCCCUCUUUCCUCAAAUUCCUGAAAAAGGUUUUCCGCAGAGGCGAGUGCCCGCGUCCAGAGCCAGAGGAUGACACCAAGCCGGUCCCCUGCUCGACGUUCAUAUGCGAAAUCUGUGCCUACGAAAAACCUAAUGGAGAAAGUUUUCGCAUUUCGGGCUGCCAUCACUCGUACUGUGCCGACUGCGUGAUAAGAUACGUGGUCACAAAGCUAGAGGACAACAUUUUCUCCAUUAAUUGCCCUGUUGUCGGUUGCAAUGGCUUGCUGGAGCCUCAACACUGCCGGUCGAUAUUGCCAGAGCAGAUCUUUUACUGGUGGGGUACGGAGAAAUUCUAUUGCCCGUUUGAAGAUUGCUCGUCCCUCUUGUUUUGUGAGAGGAAGGGCAAAAAUGAAGUGAAUGCUGCUGCUGCUGCUGCUGCAUCUGUGUGCUCUUAUUGUAAAAGGGAUUUUUGCGCAAAGUGUAGGCUGCCUUGGCACUUCGACCUCACUUGCGACGAGUUCAAGCGGGUGAAGGAGGGUUGUAAAAGGGAUUUUUGCGCAAAGUGUAGGCUGCCUUGGCACUUCGGCCUCACUUGCGACGAGUUCAAGCGGGUGAAGGAGGGGGAGAGGAGUCGUGAGGAUCUAUUGCUGAUGACUCUUGCUAAGAACAAGAAAUGGACGAGGUGUCCUCGUUGCAGCAUUUACAUCGAGAAAGUUAAUGGUUGCUCUCUUGUCACUUGCAGGUGUCGAUGCACUCUUUGUUACUAUUGUGGAUCUGUGGAUUUACCAUUUAUUGGUCAUACAUGCAAAAAGCGCCGGAACUCGAAGCCGAAAGCCUCGAAAACCGUCAAAAUUCCGGCGGUCGCCACCAAGCCCGACGCCAUCGCAAUCGAAGAUUGCCACCCUAAAUCCGAAAAGGAAAAGAUCGGUUUAUCCCUUUGCCUUUAUUCCGACGACGGCGAGCCAGAGGAUGCCACCAAACCGGUCCCCUACUCGACGUUCAUUUGCGAAAUCUGUGCCGACGAAAAACCUAACGAAGAAAGUUUUGGCAUUUCGGGCUGCCAUCACUCGUACUGUGCCAACUGCGUGAUAAGAUACGUGGUCUCAAAGCUGGAGGACAACAUUGUCUCCAUUAAAUGCCCUGUUCCCGGUUGCAUUGGCUUGCUCGAGCCUCAACACUGCCAGUCGAUAUUGCCCGAGCAGGUUUUUGACCAGUGGGGGUACGCAUUGUGUGAGGCCGCUAUCUUGGAUACAGAGAAAUUCUAUUGCCCGUUUAAAGAUUGCUCGGCUCUCUUGUUUUGUGAGGAAAAGGGCAAAAAUAAAGUGAAUGUUGCUGCUGUUGCAUCUGUGUGCUCUUAUUGUAAAAGGGAUUUUUGCGCAAAGUGUAUGCUGCCUUGGCACUUCGGCCUCACUUGCGACGAGUUCAAGUGGGUGAAGGAGGGGGAGAGGAGUCGUGAGGAUCUAUUGCUGAUGAGUCUUGCUAAGAGCAAGAAAUGGACGAGGUGUCCACGUUGCAGUAUUUACGUCGAGAAAGUUAACGGAGGUUGCUCUUAUGUUAAUUGCAGGUUUGAUUUAUUCUCGAACUUUUCCGAGCUUUGCUUAUUGAUUUUCAGCAUUUGA